GUGAGACAGUCGCAGUGUGCAGUCCGUGAUUCUUCAUGACACGCGUGUCUGCAUCCCCAGCGCGCGCAGGACUUGACGCAAGAGGACUAUAAAACAACCAAAACGAGACUUUUAACAGAGCCGGACACGCAUUGAGGGUGAUGCCAACAUCCAGAGAUCAUCUGCGCUACCAUCAUCACCACAACCUGAAACCCGAUCUGCCCGGGACUGACACCGCGCACGCAUCUGCGUUCUUUCCGCUGCUGUGUUUCCAGCGGACGAUGUGAAGACAUUCCCAAGCGAUGCAUUUCUUGCGCGUGUGCCAGCUGACUGGGACGCGUUUAAAUCAAUGACAUCAGUUACACGAGGAGAUUAUUUUUGUGAAAACACGGACUGGGAAGUGAAGAUACCGACGCCUGCACUACAGAUUUAUUUCAGUGAAGAUCACGAGGACUUCAUACGGCCGAAUAAUCGCUCGGAAUUCGCGAAUAUACUCAAUAUCUUUUCAUAUAAUUUUUCAAACUGUACUAGAUUGUAAAAGUGAUUUUGACUUUAUUGUGUUAAUCUAAAAUUGUUUUAUAUUGCAACAUCUAAGAUCAACAUUUGGAUUUUACGGUAGUGAAUUGACCAAACUAUUAGGUUACACCAGUUACAUCGAGUAAAAGUAUCUCUGUGGGGUAACAACUAAACAGUUUUACUUUUUUGACAGUGGGUGGAACCUACUGGAAAGCUGUGUUGACACUUGUGCUCGUGAUUUUGAUGGGAUAUUUAAACCCUUGUUUCAGAUCUUCAUCAUUUGCCUUCAGGUUAAUCUGUAAAGAUCAACUAACCAUCUAAACGCUCCUCAACGAGUACUUUGAAAAAGACCCUCGCGAACCAUGGAUCUCAAAACCGAAUCAGACGAUAACCUGGACUGCGAGCGUCCAGCACCCAUCGAGGUGUUCGCCAGCCGCUCGACCCUUCACGGCAUCUCGCAUGUGUUCAGUUACGAACGCCACUGCGUUAAACGCUUCAUUUGGAUCUUGUUUUUCCUGGGCUCGUUUUCGUUUCUCGUGAUGGUGUGCGUGGACCGCAUCAAGUUUUACUUCCAGUACCCCCACGUCACGAAGCUGGACGAGGUCACGGCACAUACGAUGACGUUCCCCGCCGUGACCUUCUGCAACCUGAACGCUUUCCGCUUCGACAGCGUGAGCCGCAACGACCUGUAUCACGCAGGCGAGCUGCUCGCGCUGCUAAAUGGCAGGUAUGAGAUCCGGGACACACACCUGGUGGAGGAUAGCGUCCUCAAGACCCUGAAGGAGAGGGCGGACUUCUCCAGCUUCAAGGCCCGCCCCUUUAACAUGCGCGAGUUUUACGACCGUGCGGGUCACGACAUCAAAGAGAUGCUGCUGUCCUGUUACUACAGAGGAGCGGAAUGCAGCGCUGAGGAUUUCAAAGUGAUCUUCACCCGCUAUGGAAAGUGCUACACAUUUAACUCCGGUCUGGACGGCCGGGAUCUGUUGAUCACUAUGAAGGGCGGGAUGGGGAACGGCCUGGAACUGAUGCUGGACAUCCAACAGGACGAGUACCUGCCCGUGUGGGGCGAGACCGACGAGACGUCGUUCGAGGCCGGGAUUAAAGUUCAGCUCCACACGCAGGACGAGCCACCCUUCAUCGAUCAGCUGGGAUUCGGUGUGGCUCCGGGAUUCCAGACGUUCGUGUCCUGCCAGGAACAAAGGUUGACGUUUCUUCCUCCGCCGUGGGGCGACUGUAAAUCAUCAGCUAUGGAUUCAGAUUUCUUCAGCACGUACAGCAUUACGGCCUGCCGCAUCGACUGCGAGACGCGUUAUCUGGUGGAGAACUGCAACUGCCGCAUGGUGCACAUGCCUGGAGACGCUCCGUACUGCACACCGGAGCAGUAUAAAGAGUGCGCCGAUCCGGCUCUAGAUUUUCUGGUGGAGAGAGACAACACCUUCUGCGUGUGCGAUACGCCCUGUAACACCACGCGGUACAGUAAAGAGCUUUCUUUCGUCAAGAUCCCCAGCAAAGCCUCCGCUAAAUAUCUGGCCAAGAAGUACAACAAAACCGAGCAGUACAUCGCAGACAACAUAUUGGUUCUGGACAUCUUCUUCGAGGCUCUGAACUACGAGACCAUCGAGCAGAAGGCGGCGUACGAGUUGGCCGGGCUUCUUGGUGACAUCGGUGGACAGAUGGGAUUGUUUAUUGGAGCGAGUAUCCUCACCAUACUGGAGCUCUUUGACUAUCUGUAUGAGGUGAUCAAGUUUAAAUUGUGUCGCUGCACGAACAAAAAGCAGAGGGCCAAUAACAACGAGAGAGGAGCCGUUCUCAGCCUGGACGAUGUAAAGCAUCACGCUCCCUGUGACAACCUUCGUACCCCAUCGACGUACCCAGGCAACAUGCUACCUCAUCAUCCCGGUCAGGGUAACUUCGAAGACUUCACCUGUUGAGAAACACAAGAGCGUCCGUGUGAUGGAGAUCAGAACAUCAGAGCAUCACAGACCCAUCACGACCAUUACAAAACACGUGGAACCCAACAACACAGGAAGACAAAUACGGAACCAAUUCUGCGUAUAUAUUCACAUGAAAAUGUGCGGAACUUUUUUGCUGAACGUGUGAAGGAAAUACUGCCUCAAAAAUCUGACUCCCGGAAGCCUCGUGACGGUGGAUCUUCUGACGAGGACUUUCUCGUAUCGUGACUCGGACAUCCAAUCAGCCUCUCGCAGCUGGACCCUGAUGCCUUUGUGUACAUAGCGACUGUUCUAAACUGUUCUCAGAUCAGCGGCUUACGUAGAUCAGUAGAUAAAUAUAGCGCUUAAGGCCCGAUUCACAUUUCGCGUCUUUUGAAAUAGGGGGCGACUAGGGGGGCGACUCUUUUUUUCAGGCGCAUCGGCGCCGCAUCGACAUGAAAAAAUCUCAACCUUUCAGAAAGCCACAAGCGCACCGCAGGUCAUGUGUCAAGAACCAACCAGCCAAUAGACGAGCUCGAUGAAGAUGGAGACACAGAUGAUCACAGCAUAACUAAAUCUAGUAGCAGAGUUAUUGCAAGGUAUUUUCAGUGCAUAUAAUCCAUAUAUCCUUUGUUUAUACCUCCUCGUCUCAACGGCUAUCAUGGCCCAUGGUUGCUUAGCGACGACAGAUGCCAGGAGAGCACAAACUUCAGGCGCUUUGGAAAAAAAAGGUGAACGCAGUGCAGCUCGCGGUUUUAGACGUGAAAUGUGAAUGGGGCCCAACUCACUGUAUGUAGCCUCAUGAUAGUCUCGCUCAUUCAGUAUCUCAUGAGAAUGUAAAUCUUCUGAACGCAGAGUUCAGAUUCAGCUGUGUGGAGUUCAUCCUGUAAAUGCAUGCUGGUCGUCCUGUGCAUGCUUUUCUUUUCAUUUACAUUUCAUCAUCAUUAUUAUUAAUAUCGGCAGUUGCCUCCAUUCUAAACAGGCUUCAGAAGACGCUAUAGUUGAGUUUGUGUGUGUGGAUACAAUUUCUCUAAAUGACCCUAAAAUGAUAAGACAGCAGCAUCUAUGAAGUCUUCACGAGGAAACGCAGUUCAAACAGAACGAGAAUAAUGUGUUUCAUUGAGUUUGGCUGUUUGUUUUAUUUGGAGACACAAUAUCAACAUGUGAACAGCAUUCAUAUCAUGUAGAAGGAUGUACGAAGGUUUACAAAUCUCCUUUAUGUUCAUAGAAUGUUGAAAUUGAUUUUAUUGACAUUGAAUGAUACAUUUGGGUGACAGAUUUGUUAAGUGUGUACUGAGUGUGUAUCUAAACAAAGGUAUACAAAACAGGUGUGUGGGUGUGUGCACCUUCAUUUUUGUGUGAUGAUGUGAAGAUGUUAGCACGUACGUGUGUGUGUGUGUGUGUCUUCAUUUGUGUGUGAUUGUGUGAAAGUUUAUUUGUUGUGUGUGUGCGCACAUUCAUUUGUGUGUGUUUGGAUGAAGAUGUUUACACGUACGUGUGUGUGUGUGUCUUCAUCUGUGUGUGAUUGUGUGAAAUUUUACUUGUUGUGUGUGUGGAUGUGUGUGUUUAUAUACAUGGUUUAUGAGGACACAACUCUGUGUAAUGACAUGUGUAUAACAACGUAAACAUGGUUUACGGGGACACUUCCCGUGUCCUCGUAAACUAAAAUGCUUAAAAACAUACUAAAUGAUAAUUUUUUUUAAAGAAAAAAAGACAAAGGUUUUAUGUGAUAUUAGGGUUAGGGGUAGGGGUUAGAGUUAGGGAAUAGAAUAUACAGUUUGUUCGGUAUAAAAAUCAUUACGUCUAUGGAGAGUCCUCGUAAACCACAUAUGCAAGCAUGCGUGUGUGUGUGUGUGUGUGUGUGUGUGUGCGUGUGUGUGUGUGUGUGUGUGUGUGUGUGUGUGUGUUUCUUCGUUUGAAUUCUGUUCAUGAAAGUGACCUGUUGAUUGUUUAUUUGACUUUUGUCAUGGCAGCGACAUAUUUGUCAGCAUCAUAUCAAAGCACAAAGACCACUGAUAUGUAAAGGAUGAAGAAUGAUCAAAUAUUAUUAUCAGUGUUAUUACCAUUAUAUUCAGCUGGUUCAUAAUACAACCUUUAACUCUUUUGUUGUUGUUUUUAGGACAAACACACAUAUUGCCUGACUGUCCGUCAGCAUCUGCAGAUAAUAGGCUGUUCUAUUUAUCUAUGAAGAUAUAAUAAAUAUCAU
Molecule: messenger RNA, 4632 nt
Organism: Triplophysa rosa
Lineage: Eukaryota; Metazoa; Chordata; Actinopteri; Cypriniformes; Nemacheilidae
Gene: asic1b
Product: acid-sensing (proton-gated) ion channel 1b
Exons: 11
Coding region: 858-2426 (522 amino acids)
Biological process (GO): sodium ion transmembrane transport
Cellular component (GO): membrane
Source: RefSeq, a predicted model, not a curated record